AUACUAUUGUGAAAAUUAGUCAGGUUCGUCAAUCUGAUAAAGAAGAAUCGAAGUUAACUGUUGUGUGGGCGAUUGGUGCCUAUCCCGUUGAAAGUGAAGAUCGAGAAAUGGAGAUGGUUUUAUUUAUUCCGAUGAUUGAUUAUGAGAGAGAUCCUAAUACUCAGUCUGUUUUCGUGAAGAACGAGUAUUACAGCGUAGGUGGGAAGGUUAUACCUGGAAGUUACAAUGGCAAUAUGCGAUUAAAAAUGACUGUCUCUUCUUCCACACAUCUUGCUAUCAGAAGAGAUCCUGGUUCGAAUAGGUGUCUAUUGAAGGUUUCGUUAGUUGGUAUUAUUCUGAAUGCAGCACAGGAAGUCAAUAAAGAGAAUGCAAUAAUUAGGGUGUUAGUUAAAGAUUACAUUGGGCAGAAUAAUUCUUUUGUGGUUAAAGUUGUGUUUCCAUUUCACAAUAAUCAGUUCAAGUAUUUGAUGAAUUCUAUUCGUCCAAGUGAAUCAGUUCUUUUUGUUAUUGGACAGAUGGAAAUUAUUCAAGAUGAUUUAUUUGUAUAUACUGUUGAGACUUCUUAUGUUGAUACUUGUUUUACAGAUAAGAAAAAAGGUACUAAUUCAAGUGACUCACAAUCUUCAUCGGGGUUGUAUAAAUCGGUUCAUUCUAGACUCUUGGCUGUUUAUCAGAACUCGAACGAGAAUUCAUCUAAGGAGUUUACUGCAGAAAUUCAUAGUAUACUCAGAGAUAUGAAUCCGCCUAUAACCAAGUCUUCCGCAUCUAACUCUUAUUCAUCUAAAUGUGUUAAGGUUGAGGAUGAAGAUCCUAAUCAUAUUGAUUCUGAUUACAUUGAGGAUGAAUGCAAAGAAGAUGUU
Messenger RNA from Dentiscutata erythropus, 860 nucleotides. The record is from the annotation of a GenBank genome assembly. NCBI's taxonomy places the organism in Eukaryota, Fungi, Glomeromycota, Glomeromycetes, Diversisporales, Gigasporaceae.